Messenger RNA from Brenthis ino (lesser marbled fritillary), 1971 nucleotides. The record is from the annotation of a GenBank genome assembly. NCBI's taxonomy places the organism in Eukaryota, Metazoa, Arthropoda, Insecta, Lepidoptera, Nymphalidae.
AUGGAUAAAUUCGAUAUUAAAACGGCAACCUCUUUGAUCCCCGUAAUGGAUAAUACGGAGGAAAUUACUGAAAAUAUUAUUAACGGAAUUGAGAUGUACAAUGAAUAUCUUGUAGAUGUUACUCAGAAAAAAUUACUCAUCUCUUUUGUUUUAAAAACCAGGUUAUCUAAGUCUGCUAAAUUAAAGCUAAAGAGCGAAUAUGAUGACGUGACGAGUUUAAUACAAGACAUUAGAAAGUUUUUACUAACAAAAAAAUCUGCAAAUUCGAUACUAACACAAUUAAAUAAUUUAUCGCAAAAUAACAUGUCCAUUCACGAAUUCGGUGAUAAAUUAUCUGAGUUAUUUGUAGGCCUCACUAUUGCACAAAGCGACGGAAAUCCGAAGUCUUGUGAGAUAUUGAGACCUAUAAAUGAAAAACUUGCAGUUAAAAGGUUUGCAGACGGAUUACGCAAUAGGAGACUGAGCACAAUUAUAUCGGCACGAGACUACUCAAGCCUGAAGGACGCAGUACGUGCUGCUGAGGAUGAGGAGCUGGGACAGCCUUCGUUGUCCAACAACAUCUUCAACGCACAAAGGAGAGGUAACCAAUUCCCAUAUUAUAGGUCUUCACUAAGAGGUAGAGGUGGACAAAUGACUUCUAGAGAUAAUCAAAAAUGUUCAUGGUUGGUAGACACAGGUGCUUCAUUAUCGGCAAUUCGUAGUAACAUCUUAUCGGAACGUAUACCGAUACAUAGAGACCCUAUAGUUAUAAACGGUAUAGGUGGCAGGACAUAUUCAGAUGGCUAUGUUUAUUUAACUCUACAGGCAUCAGACGGUACUACUUAUGAGCACAAGUUUUACUUGUUUAAGAACUUACCUUGUAAUGAUUUAAUAAAAAAAUGGAGAAGUGUAAAAGAUAAUUACUUCAGAUAUUCAAAAAAAUUAAAAGAAGCAUCAAAAUCGGGCUCGGGCGCUACGAAACUGAAGAAGUAUCAUUUAUACAAUCAACUCCUUUUUUUGAGAAAAGUGGAACAAAAUGCCACCGAAUCUAGCUUAGACUCGCCUAGAGAAAUCAACAAUGAAUCUACGUCUACAAAUGAUGACAUUACCACAGACAACACUCCGCGCUAUGUUCCAGUCGCGCGCAAAAGGGCAAUGCAAAUGGAUGAGUUUGAAAGAGAAGGACUAAAACUUCUCAAGGAGCCGGAAAAUCGCCAUAUGUCCUUUUUCAGAGCUAUAUUGCCAUCUAUUCAAGAAUUUUCCGACCGAGAAACUCUCCGUUUCCAAAGUAAAGUUAUACAAAUUAUAGAUGAAAUGCGGUAUGGACAAACAUCAUCAUAUCAAAGACAAACCGCCAAGCCUGUUGAGCCCUCGGGAACCAACCGGACCGUUGCCGAGGCAGUCAUCCACGUCGACGAAGCGAAGAGAACGAAAGCAAAGCUCAGACGCCAACGAAAACGUGAGAAAAGGCAAGCCGCCCAAACGGAUGCCGUUCGAAGGACAAGCAGCGCCCUGUCAACGCGCAGCUUGUCAAGUACUACCUGCGAAGUGUGGGAAACCGGAAAUAAAGGGUCAGAGUCAGGAUUCUUAGUUAGCUAUAGUGGAUCGUGGUCACCACAGAACGAUGAAGUCGCAAGACUGCGAGAGCAAGUCAAGCGCCUCACCGAGUACGUCGGCACACUUGAAACCAAGCUCAUCAAAGCUGAGAAGACAGCGAAGGAAGCAAAAGAUAGAGUCGCAGAGCUACAACAGCAAGCCGCGGCUCUUAAGCGAGCUAAACUACCCCCAACCGCUAGCGAUAGUAGGAAUGUAUCUCCGGUACCUGCUAAGGUAAUGUGGGAAGAGGAUGUGGAGGAUUACAAGAACAAGGCUGAAUUGGCUGAUGCUGAAGUGAAACAGAUCAAGUCUGAACAAGAACUUCGUGAAACCAAGUCACCAGGUGCUUAUAAGGCUCUGUCAUCUUUACACCAAAACGCGGGGCAUGCACAUCGA